AAACGGACAUCUGAGCAUGCGCGCUGUGUCAGCUGUGAGGACAGCUUGGUUGCGGAGUUAAAAAGAAGAACCGAGCCGCUGCUUUUUAUUUUGUGUUGUGUCUCCGGGACUCGAUGGCCGGAACCGCGCUUAAGAGACUCAUGGCCGAGUAUAAACAGCUGACUCUGAACCCACCUGAGGGGAUCGUUGCAGGUCCAGCCAAUGAGGAGAACUUCUUUGAAUGGGAGGCUCUCAUCAUGGGUCCUCAGGAUACGUGUUUUGAAGGCGGAGUGUUUCCAGCGGUGCUCAGCUUCCCCUCUGAUUAUCCUCUCAGUCCUCCGAAGAUGAGGUUCACCUGCGACAUGUUUCACCCCAACAUCUAUCCAGAUGGCCGGGUGUGUAUCUCCAUCCUCCAUGCUCCAGGUGAUGAUCCGAUGGGCUAUGAGAGCAGUGCAGAGAGGUGGAGUCCGGUCCAGAGUGUGGAGAAGAUCCUGCUGUCAGUGGUCAGCAUGUUGGCAGAGCCGAACGAUGAAAGCGGUGCAAACGUUGACGCCUCUAAAAUGUGGCGGGAGGACAGAGAGCAGUUUUACAAACUUGCCCAGAAGAUUGUACGCAAGUCUUUGGGCCUUUAGAAAUGAUGUCAUCACCCUGCGACGGCGGCCAGCACUCUGUGUUUGUGUUUACUUCAGGGACACUCGUCCUUCCUCCUCCGCUGCCUUUUUACCCAGAGAACACUCACUGACUGUCAUCCUCAUCACCAUGGAAACCAAUAAACACACACACAGAGUGCUGCGAAGACGGACGGAUCAAUAAACUGAUUGAUGGACGUCACAGAUGUUUGGAACAAUCAGAAUCCAGAUAUUGAGAAACUUCAAAUUUACAAGUCAACAGAAGAAGAAGAAUACUGCUCUGUGAUUGGUUGAGAAGUGUUAUGUGGGAAGUUUCACAGCGACAGCAGCAGUCAGUUGGCCAUCAGAUGCGUCGAGCAGCCUCAGAAUGAACUAUUAUUAUUAUUAUUAUUAUUAUUAUCAUUAUUAUUAUUAUUAUUAUUGUUGUCAUUAUCAUCGUCAGGUCACAGUUAUUACUGAUGACAAUCAACAGCAACAAUCAAUAAUCAAAGACAUAAACUGAUAGAAACUACAGAGAAAUGGUGCGUUCAAUGUUCUUCAGCAGAAAAUAGCAAAUAUGUUUAUGAAUGAAAAGACUGACCAUCUUAUUUAAUAUCACAUUAGUGUUAAUUUACAACAAUGCAGACUAUUAAUAGAACACAAGCUAAAACCUUUGUUUGACUGAACGGACUUCAUGAAAAACAAAUAAAAACAACCUUUAAUUAUAAAAUCUAUCUGAUUCUUAAAA
Messenger RNA from Acanthopagrus latus (yellowfin seabream), 1335 nucleotides. It is a transcript of the gene ube2g2, whose product is annotated as ubiquitin-conjugating enzyme E2G 2 (UBC7 homolog, yeast). Gene Ontology annotation, cellular component: cytosol; endoplasmic reticulum. The record is from RefSeq and is a predicted model, not a curated record. Lineage: Eukaryota; Metazoa; Chordata; Actinopteri; Spariformes; Sparidae. The transcript is spliced from 6 exons. The coding region runs from base 114 to 611 and encodes 165 amino acids.